AUGGCGGGUAAACGUGGAGAUGGUACGGACACUGGCUGCGGAAUGCGGGAGGAACGGCCAAAACGCGAGGGUAAAAGGAAAAAAGCGGGCCCUAAGAAAGGCGGAGGACCGGCGAAGCCACCACCGCGCCCGCCCGACCGAGUGUCAGCUCCGGUCGUUGGCCUCCAUUCGUUCGAUGUGUACUCCAUCCAUCCUUCUCCCCCGGUCUUCGCUCCACCUUUACGAAGAGGUCUUAUAUCUCCAUCAGGAUACAUUUGCAUGCAUACAUGA
Messenger RNA from Nezara viridula (southern green stink bug), 270 nucleotides. Lineage: Eukaryota; Metazoa; Arthropoda; Insecta; Hemiptera; Pentatomidae. The record is from the annotation of a GenBank genome assembly.